Molecule: messenger RNA, 1536 nt
Organism: Symbiodinium sp. CCMP2592
Lineage: Eukaryota; Dinophyceae; Suessiales; Symbiodiniaceae
Source: the annotation of a GenBank genome assembly
AUGACCGGCAGCGACUACGCGAAGCUGGCGCCCGUGGGAGCCGCUUUCGCCGCGGGCCAGGUGGCCACUGUGGCCUCUCUGGGAGCCGUGGCGGUGUCCUUCACCCAUGUGGUGAAGGCCCUGGAGCCAGCCGUGAACGCCAUCGCGUCUGCCUUGGUCCUCGGGCAGGUGUUCCACCCCAUGGUCUACGCAUCGCUCCUUCCCGUCUUCGCUGGUGUGGCGUUGGCAUCGUCCAAGGAGCUGUCCUUCACCAUGUUUGGCUUCCUGACGGCCAUGGCAUCCAACUUCUUCUUCGUGACCCGAAAUGUCCUCGCCACGAAGUUCGGCGAUGUCGGUGACAUGGGCGAGGACAAGACGCAGAGGAAGACCAACCAGCUGGCUGUGCUGACUUUCGUCGCCACCAUGGUGCUCCUUCCCCUAGUGCUCUUCCUCCCUGGCGGCCUCCUCUCGAUUCCCAGCGCCUGGAACGCUGCCUUGGCCAAGGGCGUCUCGGCCAAGCAACUUGGAUUCAUGCUCGCCGCCUCUGGGUUCCACUUCUUCAUGUACCAGCUCUCUUCAUUCUGGGUCCUGUCCUGCGUGCCGCCUAUCACCCACAGCGUCUUGAAUACCUUGAAGCGCGUGGUCAUCAUCAUCGUCUCCAUCAUCGUGUUCCGAACGCCGGUGACCCCUCAGAGCGCUGCCGGAACUGGCAUUGCCAUUGGCGGCGUUUUGCUGUACUCGCUCACGAAGGCGCACUACGCAAAGAAGGGCAAGUCCCGUGCUCAGCACGAAAAGAGCACAAUACGUCUCAAGUCUGUGAAAGGAGCCGCGGCCUUCGCCAGCAGCGCCACGGGCUCCACGAGACCCUCCUAUCUCCGGCCAACUGGUCUCAGGCCGCCCGGACUGGCUGCUCGCCCUCCAGGCCGGACCUAUGAGCUACAGCAGAAGAAGGCAGUGGACAUCGAGACCAAGGUGCUGACGCACAAGAUCCAGUGGGGAGUCGACCCGGGCCUCUUCAACCCCCUAUUCGAAGAGAUGAACGGCGUGCCCUGCCUAGACAAGGUCCAGGAGUAUCACCUCGUCGCCGCAAUGGAUAUGGUCCUGGAGCAGUUCUCCAAGGACGUAUCCAGGAUCCACAACAGCCUCUUCCGCAAGACCACUCUGAAACCCAAGCAGCUCACAUUCGAGGAAAUCUUUAACCCUCUGGAAGUGUGUUUGGAUCGUGUGGAAAAGACCUGGGGUGCAAUCUCCUUGUUGCGAAAGUCCUGGCGUCCAUCCAAUGAGGUCGAUGAGAUCUAUCACAGCCUCUCCUAUCGCGUCGCCACGGCAGCUGGCAUCCUAUCCCAGUCGGACAUCCUCCACCAGGCCCUUUACCAGUUGCUCCAGCUCAGUGAAGGUGACCUGAGCGAAGCUCAGUAUCGCGUGGCCCGGCGCCUCCUCUGGGAGGGAGUGACCAUGGGCGUGGAGGUUGCUGACCACGAGACGAUGCAGGCCCUCGACGAAGGCCGUGCAGUCAAGCUGAUGCAAGCCAGCUUUCCACAAAGACUCUACGGCGAG